UGUUUUUGCAUUGUCAUCUGCUUUGUGAGCAUGGACAGAUGACAUUAGGUUGAGGACGGCGAAAACGGAGGCAUGGGACGUUCUCGCCAGAGUUCCCAACAAUCGGCGCAGUAUCAAGGCUUGCACUCCGUUCCGCCAUCCACCCGCUUAUCCAUGCUGAGUCAGGACGCUGACAAGUUCGGUGUCCCUCCCACCUUCCCCGCGGCUGUUGGGCAACUGCCGGCAUGGGGGAACGAUCCGCCCGACCUCCGAGAUGUGCGACCGGGUCAUGUACCUUUCUACCAUGGUCGAGAUGACCAUGGGGGCGUGACCGGCCGCGGCAGUUCGUCUGCCGCUAUGUACGCACAACUGACUGCCGCUCACAUGCCCGUGCACGGGGGCAACACGAUCGUUGCAGGCAGUUUCACAGCGGCGCUGUGCAGGGAGUACGAAGAUCCUUUCUCCGGUGGUCUCCGUAGACGGAUGUCAAUGGACGAUCUGUCAGGACCACAGCAGUGUUACGGGGUGACAUCCAACCAGCAGUGGAAUGGCGGUGUGUACAUCCAUGGACAGAAUGACUUAUCGAGACGUGGGGCACAAAGCGGGAGUGGGCAGGGGACAUUGCCACAGGGAGGAACGCAGGGGCAUGGGCAAUCACAAGCGACGAUGGGGGCGAACGUGGACAGUGGCAGUGGUGUGCGUGAGGGGCAGGCGUGCUCUCAUGCAGGCCCCCAGCAGGUCACAGUCGAGGCUGGGUCGUCCGAGUCCGUCGAUCGUUUGCGUGCCGGCUUGCCACCGGCCAGCCGUGGUGAGGGAAGGGGGCGAGGUGAAGGUCGACAAGGCACAAGUGACAGCAGUGGACAAAGCGGUCGGGCAAGACAACCGACACGGGGAGGACGUGGCAGAGGAGGGUGUACUCCACCCUCCUCUGCGUGCCCUACGGAGGCGAGUGGGAGUGGAAAGGACAUAGGGGGGCAGGAGACCAAUGAGAACCCGACAACAGUUGACGAGGGAAUGCGUAAAGGAAAACCUCCUGCCAAAAAGAUAGUGCCUUGGACGCUGGAGGAGUGCUUGGCGUUAGCGAAAUGGCAACGUGAGGAUGACGCCAUGAUGGCAGAUGCGUCCGUCAGGCACAGGUGGAUGAAGAAGGGGGAGAGACAAGAGUGGGUGUCCGAGCGCAUGACAGAGGAAGGGAUUAUGAGGUCCGCUGAGGACUGCAGGAAAAAAUGGUUUAACCUGGGACAAAAACUGAAACUGCUUGUGGAUAAGGUGGGGCGGUCAGGCCAUCAAUCGUAUUGGGAUAUGACCGAAGAGGAGAGAGAGGCCGAAGGUCUUUAUGCCACAUUCGAUCGACGUCUUUGCCAGGCGAUGGAGUGGAUGUUGCAAAGACCGUCUGGGACGUGUGAUGAAGCGAUGAACUCGAACACCAUGGGUGGAGCUGAAGCAGAAGGCAUGGGGGGAGGUUCAGGUGACCAAGCAGGGUCAGAUAGAGGAGGGUCCGACACGUCGGGAAGUAGGUCGAAGUUCAGGCGAACCAGCGGCAGCAGAGUCCAUGUUGGAGAUGACCCAUCUUUUGUGUCGUCUCUGUGGGAGCUGCCAUGGCUGAGUCCAUACAUGUAUACGUGGAGGGUUUGGAUAGAGCCGCGGCGACGAUUGCUCACGCGAACAAGGAGGGUGCGACCAUCGUCGCCGGGAGCAUUGGCGAAAUGGCGACGCAAAUAGGUGCAGUCGCAUCAGCCAUGGGUGAAGGGAACGCUGUGCUGCAGCUCCUGGUUGGUGUGAUGGGUGCCCGGAAUUCGGGCGGACCGCGGAAGAUCGGGGGGUGUAAGAGCACCGAUCCUUCAAAGCGGUGGGUAAUGAAGAGGCUGGUAACAAACGGUACAGGGUACG
Chara braunii is the source of this 1869-nucleotide messenger RNA. The record is from the annotation of a GenBank genome assembly. Lineage: Eukaryota; Viridiplantae; Streptophyta; Charophyceae; Charales; Characeae.